AUUAAGGCUUUGGACGGUAGUUCGAUUUGUCCUUACUAAUCGACGGCCAUGAGAUUAGAUGAGUUCGAUCUCAAAACUUUGCUUGAAAAAGACGGUAUUUACUUGAACUGAGAUAAUACCUAAAUCAGCCAUAAGGGACUAUCUAUUCCUUCCUUCUAUACUUGUAUUUUUCAAUCUCAUAUAAUUAGACUUCACAUAAACUUGGCAUUAUUAUCUUUUUAUAUUCAUUAUUCAUUAUUCAUUAUUCAUGCACAUUUAAUUUCAGCUCAUUUAUCAACUGUAAGUCGCAUAAUUAUUAAUUAUAAACCUCCAUUUUUUAAUUAAUUAUGUUACUUAUUCAAUUAAUACAUCGCAUUCUAAUUAACAAUAUAUAUACGUUCAUUCUUCCAUUUUUCAGAUAGGUUACCGAAUUGUGUAACGCCAUGAAGAGCUCCAACUUCAUGUCAUUAUCUUAUUUGCAAAACCAAAAUUUUGGUGGACUUAAUGGAUUUCAAUCUACUAACUCUGAAUUAUCUACAAUUAUGGGCAAUAACUUUGAUAAUGGCUAUUUGGGUGGUGGGAUUGAAAAUGAUUAUAGUUGUAUGAACCAAUUUGGUUAUGGAAGCCCACAUGAUUCCUCUCAAUUUUCCUACAUGUCACCAGUGUCAUACUCGUCUUUAAUGCCAACAGCAAUGGAAAAUGUGAGCUUAGCAUCACCUCCUCAAUUAAUGGAUUAUCGUUGGAGCUUUCCCUGUGAUGAUUCUAUCAAGACUGACAUUCUUUUAGCUCAACCUUACAAACCAACCAUUAAAGAUGUAAGGAAAUGUGUAAAUGGGGCUAGACUUGCGCAAAGACAUAGUAGUGUGUUGAGUAACACACCAAGCAUUGAUGCAUCAAAGAGUAGCAACAAAAGGAAGGUGAUCGAACAAUUAGUGGAUAAUGCUCGAAAGUUUAAGACAAUGGAUGCACCACUGAAGCGGAGCCAAAAGUUAAGCGACAAAAUUUCUGCUCUUCAAGAACUUGUAUCACCUUAUGGAAAGGUUACUCACUUUUAGAUUUUAUUUAAUUUUUUAGUUAAAAAACUAUAUUAAGAAAAAAAAUUAUUUUGUUCAAAAUCGAAUUUGA
This is a messenger RNA of Amaranthus tricolor (Joseph's coat), 1104 nucleotides long. RefSeq lists its product as uncharacterized. The record is from RefSeq and is a predicted model, not a curated record. NCBI's taxonomy places the organism in Eukaryota, Viridiplantae, Streptophyta, Magnoliopsida, Caryophyllales, Amaranthaceae. Bases 423 to 1034 code for a protein of 203 amino acids. The transcript is spliced from 6 exons.